Molecule: messenger RNA, 5278 nt
Organism: Cygnus olor (mute swan)
Lineage: Eukaryota; Metazoa; Chordata; Aves; Anseriformes; Anatidae
Gene: LRIT3
Product: leucine rich repeat, Ig-like and transmembrane domains 3
Exons: 4
Coding region: 134-2137 (667 amino acids)
Molecular function (GO): protein binding
Source: RefSeq, a predicted model, not a curated record
AUCUCAGCUAAUCUGAUGUAAUCUGCUGUUACUAAAUGGAUGUCUACAUUCACAUUUCUAGCACACUGCACAUGAGUGCAUAGGAAUAAAGUUUUCAAUUUUUUUUUUGUGUCAGUUCUGCUGGGAGGAAGCCAUGUAUCUGUUUUUUUACUUACACCUCAUAAUGAGCUUUCUUGAAGAAGCGUGUGGUUUUUGUCCUUCGCAAUGCACUUGCAUUUACCAUGGCAGAAGUGAUGGCACUGGAACAAGGUCUGUGCUCUGCAAUGACCCUGACAUGUUUGAGAUUCCUGUGAAUGUUCCUGUGGAUACUGUAAAACUUCGAAUAGAAAAAACUGUCAUACGAAGGAUCCCGACUGAAGCCUUUUACUACCUAGUAGAUCUCAAGUACCUGUGGGUAACUUACAACUGUGUAGCCAACAUCGAUAUCAGCAGCUUCUACAACUUGAAACAGCUGCAUGAGCUACGGCUGGAUGGUAAUCUGCUCUCGACUUUCCCCUGGGAAUCUCUGGCAGAGAUGCCCAACCUGCGGACUCUUGACUUACACAACAACAAAGUGACCAGCAUUCCGGCCGAUGCUGGCAGGUACCUGAGGAACCUCACCUAUCUGGACAUAUCCAGCAACAGGCUAACCACCUUGCCAUCAGACCUGAUGGACAUUUGGCCCCCCUUCUCAGAAGCUGUCCCCCCCAAGAGCACAGACAUUCUGCCGACCCAGAGGGUCAUUUUGGGUUUGCAGGACAACCCAUGGUUUUGUGACUGUCGCAUUUCAAAGCUAAUUGAAUUUUCCAAAAUUGUGGACACCUCAAUUGUCCUUCUUGAUCCACUGGUUUCGUGUAGCGGACCUGAGAACCUGGCAGGGAUCUUGUUCCAGAGAGCAGAGUUAGAGCAGUGUCUUAAGCCAUCCGUGAUGACAUCGGCAACAAAAAUCACCUCCCCGCUGGGAAGCAAUGUUCUGCUACGCUGUGAUGCAACCGGGUACCCAACGCCACAGCUUACGUGGACUAGGUCAGACAAUAUACCAGUGAACUAUACAGUAAUUCAAGAAACACCUGGAGAGGGUGUCAGAUGGUCCAUAAUAAGCUUGACAGGGAUUUCAUACAAGGAUGCAGGGGAAUACAGAUGUAAGGCGAAGAACUUGGCAGGAAUGUCAGAAGCUGCCGUUACUGUCACAGUGGUUGGUGUAGUUACCACAACUGUGUCGCCACAGAAGUAUGGAAGGAAGCAGGAGGCAGAGAGACAGAAUGCCACAGUGGGGGAAUCCAAGAAGGGACCUGAGAGAACCACCACACCUCUUCUCACCCUGUCAACCACCACAGCACCGGUUACCACUGAAAGAUCAACGAGUGCCAGGGUUACUGACAAGAAGCAAUCCAGGCCCAUGGUUGAUGGAAAGAAAAUUUCAAAGGCAGUGACAAAUGGAAGCAAAAAGCAGCCUGGGGAGAUGAGCAAGAAAGGUGAGGAGACAAAGCAGAUCGAGGAGGCAAGUGAAAAAGGUGAAGAGACUUCACUGAAGGCAGCAGCAAUGGCUGAGCAAAAUGUUACUGUGAAGAACCUAAGAGUGAUCAGUGAAACAGACGAAAGAGUGACCCUAACUUGGAAAACUGUCAAUGCCUCAAGCAACUCCGCAGUGACUGUGUUGUAUUCAAAGUAUGGAGAUAAAGACAUGUUGCCUCUGAGCACGGAUCCUAGUAAAAACAAAGUCACAAUUGAAGGUUUGCAACCUAGUACUCAGUAUAUGGCAUGUGUCUCACCCAAAGGAGUGCCGCCUACAAAAGAGCAGUGCAUUAUUUUCACUACUGAUAGGUUAAAUGAUGAAAGCACAUCUCAGUUUCCUAUUUUGAUAUUGGCCAGCAGUGCAGCAUGCGUGGUUGUUUUACCUUUGAUAAUUUUCUUACUAUACAAAGUUUUAAAACUCCGUGUGAAACCCAAAACUGCUAAGGAAGCUGACCUUGCAAAGGAGACCUAUGUAAAGUUUGAAACACUCUCUCUCAAGCCUCGAGCAGUGAAUGCAGGAGGAGAGCUCUGGGCACGAAGGUACACAGAUGAAUCAGAAAGACUUCUCCUCUGUUCUAGGUCAAGUAUGGAUUCUCAAAUGACUUUCAAAAGUGAAGGCUCUAGAUCUGAGUACCUCUGUUGAACAUGGGUGAGGAUGGAGGAGAUGAAAUAUGCAACAGGUAAAAUUAGUCCGAAGUGAUGAUGUUGCAUCUGGAAGCAGGUUGGUGCCAGGUGGUGGUCAGAACAUAUCACCUGAUAUCACGAACUCUCCUGGAUGGGUAGAGAGGUGGGUAGGAGCGGGAACAGAAGGAAAAUGUUGCCUAAUGAUUUUUCUUUUUUGUUUGUGACUUUGGAUGUGGAGGAAUGACAUUCUUUGAAAGAUGAAUACAGCAUGAAAUGUUUACUUGGUUAAAGAUAUUCUAUUUCAUCGUUUCAUUAAAACAUUGUUCUGUUUUCUCUCAUUUCGCUGUAUGAUGUGCUCAUUUGAAUCAAAUGUUAAUCAUGACUUUCAUAAAAACUAUGCAUUUUGAAAUAAUAGGAAAACAGCUCAAAAUACUUUGAGGUUGAAGCUUUGUUUAAAAAUGUCAUACAGCUCUGUGCAGUAUAUUGAAUUGGAAGUGAUUUUGGGCCAAUCAAGACUGAAACUAGGUAGCCGCAGUUUAUGAACUCUUGAGAGUUUUGAUACAUACAUCAUAUCAUCAUUUUGGAGAUGCUGUGGUGAAGGAGCUUCUUUAGUAUUCCGAAGCUCGGGUAAGCUAUCACUAUGAGUGACUCUAGGAGAGAUACUAGAUAUUGUGUGAAAUUACAGUAAAUGAUCUUGUUGCAAAAUCCCAGCCUUAGAAUUUAAUUGUAUGCAUAUAGCUAUAUACAGCAAUUUCAGAAAUUUCUGUUGAGAGAAUUUUGUGACAUUGUGUAAUACAAGGCAGACUGUUACAUGGCUGUAUGUUAUGUAGAUAUUACACAGUAUUACAUACUACACUGUAGCAUUAUAGUGUACUUUGAGAUAGAGUAGGAUGACGUCUUGUCCUCAGGUCAUGUUGAAUAUGUAGCAAAGUUUAACAAGCAUAAUGAAAGUUAAUUAUGAGCAUGCUUCCCAAUCUUUAGAAAAUCCAGUGUUAAUAUUGAUGAUAAUAACGAAUACAGAAUUGCCUGUUACUGACAAUAAUGAACUGCCUAUUCUGAGGCUGCUUUUUCAAUGCCUGAAGUAAAUAACAGGGCUUUGUUAUUUUAGAUUUGAGUAUUAUGGUUAGAAGUAUGUGUGAACCGGGAACCACAGUAUUUCCUAAAAACGAAAACUGUACUCUUUUCUUGGAUCUUUUUAUACCUAGAAGAACUGUUUAUUUUGCUUGGAAAUUGGGCAUUCCCUCUUUCCAGAGGGAGAAAUAUUGCUUCAAAGCUGAAAACCAAAGCUUAGUUAGUUAACUUCAAAAUAUCAUUUGUUGGUAUCAUUGACGUAGGAUUAAAUUUUGUCUGUUGGCAUAUUGGAGAGCAUGACUUGUAAGGCAUAGUUUCAUGAGGGAAAACAAUUUUCCAUAAACCCAUGGCAGAAAAUAAACACACUCAAAAAUCUCCAUAACAUCUACAUGUUUGUGCUCAGUAGUCGAGGAUAAUAGAAUGAGUAUCUGAGACCAUGGGAGCUAUGCAAAGGAGGCAGGUGUGGUAUUUGAGAGUACAAAAUUAAUUUGUGUGUGCUUUUAGGAUUAACCUAGAUGUUUCAUUCUGUGUUAUUAGUAUGUGUGUUUAAAAAGUAAUCUAUCUUCUUUUUUUUUUUUUAUUUUUUUUCCUGGAUAAUUUUGAUUGCAGUGAAAACGUUUUUAGUUUUCUGAGUGAAGUAUUUUGACAUUGGCACUUUUCUUGAAAUUUGGGAUUUUUUUUUAAGGGAAAAUAGAUUCUUCUUGUGUCAAAAACAUAGUUUAGUUUAUCACAAACAGUUUUUCAGACAAAUUUUAAACAGGAGGUCUGAUGUGUUAACCUGAAGUGUUACACUAUUUGCCUUCUAUUCUCCAUAUGGAUAGUAUAGCCAGUAGUUGCUGCUGAAGGUGUUCCCAAUUAAAAACACUGUGUUUGUCAUAAAUAGGAUCGAUUAUAUUUACUUUUUAAAUUUCCGGAGAAUAUUUGAUUUCAGGUUUCAAAACUUUGCAAGAAACUUGAAUCUAAUUCUGGAGUUCAAAAAUGCCAUCACCUGGUUUUUAGAUGGUGUAUCAAUAUAUCAGACUGAGGCAGUGCAAAGCUCAUUUGCGAGAGCUCAUUUGCAAAUGUGAAACCUGUUGGUUUGACUAAUCCUUGUGGAAUUAAUAUGUCCUAAAGUUAGGAGUGGAUCUCCGUGACCACGUGUGCUAUCAGUACAUCAAAGAUGGAAUAUAUCAUAAAAGGCACGUUCUUUCAAUAGAACACCAUAUACAUUAUUUUUUCCACAGUUCUUGAGACAAUGGAAUUAUAUAACCUGGACAUGCUUCUGUACCUCAUGUCAAAACAGCACUUGAGCUGGGGAAUUUUGAUAAAAAUUGAGUACUUAAUAAAGAUACGCACCCUACAUCACCCAGAAUUGGUGUAAUUGAAGAGCUGAAGAAAUACUUCUGGUAACAUGCAAAUGUUUAUAUUAUAAAUUCUUAAGAUUCAUAGAACCAUUAUGAGAUAGGUUUUUGUUACCCAUAAUCAAUUUGUGUAAUGUCUUUUGAAAUGCGAUACUGAAUGAUUCAUCAUGAUGAACAGCUGAGGAUCAUAAUCUAUGCUUGGCUGGUAGGAAUCAUUGGAGAGGCAUUGACCAAUGUUUAUGUAUCGCCUUUCAUAUAUUUUUGCACUUUAUUAGCUCAGUUCAUUCUGUGUUUCACUAAAAAGGCUAGAUCUCUUUUUCAUAUGUUACCCACAAUGGGUGUGUCAAAAUUGGAUGGUUAAUGAAAUAACUGAGCUGAAUUCUGAAUAGACCCCAUUUUUACUGAAAACUUCACUGGGUCUCAGCACUUAGAGUUGACCACAAUCCUGUCUUCAAGGUACACUUACUAAGCCAAACUUUAGGUGCAUCUCUUUUAGUCCUUGCUGUUGCUUGCAGUCGACUCUGUAUUUGUAUUCCUUGCACUAUUGUAAGAUUCUCAUGUUUUUCUUGGGUGGGAGAUUAGGAAAGAAAACUCUUUCAUGUGUACUCUGAAAAUGUAAUAGCAAAACAAUUCAGACUUGGGCUGUUUAUAAUAGAUGAAACAGAGGACAUUUUAAACUCAUUACCUUUUCAAAGAAGUAAUUAAAAAGGUAGUUGUUUUGAUGUGAAAAUAAAGCAUCGCUUUUGUAU